CACGGCCUCCAGCGCCGCGGCAAGGGCGCCCCGGGCUGCGCCCCGGCGCCCGCGGCCGUCAGGAAGCCCAAGGCGGCGAGGAGGCUGAGCUUCGCCGACGAGGUGACCACGUCCCCGGUGCUCGGCCUGAAGAUCAAAGAGGAGGAGCCGGGGGCGCCGGCGCGGGCCCCGGGCGGCGAGCGCACGCCGCUGGGCGAGUUCAUCUGCCAGCUGUGCAAGCAGCGCUACGCCGACCCCUUCGCGCUGGCCCAGCACCGCUGCUCCCGCAUCGUGCGCGUCGAGUACCGCUGCCCCGAGUGCGACAAGGUCUUCAGCUGCCCCGCCAACCUCGCCUCCCACCGCCGCUGGCACAAGCCCCGUCCCGCGCCCCCCGCGCCGCCGCGCCCCCCGGAGCCUGCCCCGGCGGCGGGCAAGGAGAACGGCCGCCUGCCGCGGACCGACGCUCAGCACCCGCAGGCGCGGGACAGCGCCGGCGACGCUCAGCACCCGGACAGCGGCGCGCGGCCGCACGGCCCCUACCCGGAGCUGCUGCCGCUCGGGCGCCGCGGGCCCGGGCCGGGCGGCGCCGGCGCGGGGGCGACCUCCGAGGUCUUCGUGUGCCCUUACUGCCACAAAAAGUUCCGUCGCCAAGCCUAUCUGCGCAAGCACCUGGGCACCCACGAGGCGGGCCCGGGCCGCGCUCCAGCCCCGAGCUUCGGCCCGGAGCGCACGGCCGCGCUCGCCCUCGCGUGCCCGCUGUGCGGGGCCCACUGCCCGUCCGCCGACGUCCGGGAGAAGCACCGGCUGUGGCACGCUGUCCGCGAGGAGCUGCUGCUGCCCGCCUUGGUCGGGGCUCCCCCGGAAGCGGGCCCCGGAGGCGCACCCGACGGCGGCGCCCAGCAGAUUUUCUCGUGCAAGCACUGCCCGUCCACGUUCUUCAGCUCCCCGGGCCUGACCCGGCACAUCAAUAAGUGCCACCCCUCAGAGAGCCGGCAGGUGCUGCUGCUGCAGAUGCCGCUGAGGCCCGGCUGCUGAGACCUGAGGCCUGGCCUGGAGAAACCAAUGCGGGAACCUCCGAGGGGCUCUCUUCGUCUUGCAGCUUCCUCCCCUUCCCAUGCCGGCCCUCUUACCCCUGCCCCGUCACGACCCACCCGGGGAGAGGGCAGCGCUAAAAACCCCGCUCUAGAGCAGGUAUGUAUCUGGUACAAUCGUUCUCAUGACCAAAGCUGGCAGCUCCAAGUCCUCAGUCCCCACUCCCGCCGUAGCAUUUCCCGUCCUGGAGAACGCUGGGGACCCCAGUGGAUGAAUCCUAUAUGGUUGUAGUUCCUAUGGAAAGUCGCGGUCAACGCGUGCAAGUCUGUCUACACAAGCUCCCACCUACAGUGGUAGUCGCCAACGUUUUCUUCUCUUGCUAUCACAGGCACUUCACUUAGGCCGUUUCUUUUUAAAUGGGUCAGAUUUCUUGCCUCGUAUAUUCUGUGAAUCAAGCUAGGUGACUGAUGCCGAGCUUUCAGGGAAGGUUUAGACCCGUGUAAAUGGACAGGAAACUCGCAGAUGUUGCUGUCUGGUGUGAUGGUGUUGCUGGAACUUUCUUUCCUCAAUUGAACGCAUUAGUCCUUUCUUCUAAAUUAGGUUUAGAGGCGGGGACGGUGCAGCUUAAUGGGAAGGGCUUGGUGUGUCCUCUGAAUGUCACCUAUUUUACGUGCUGCAUCCAGGACGAGCUACUUAACAUUUUUCUUUUCAAAACAACAUUUUUUUUGGGAUACUAUAAUCACUCCUAAAGUUUGAAUGUUUUAGCAAUAUUUCAUUUAAAUUAUGUAGCGGUCAUGCUGUAAAUCUGCUGCAUAUUUCAUCGUAAACUGUUCAACUUAAGGAAGAUGUUACUAUCUAUAAUUCACCAUGGAACUGAAUGUCAAGUCACUCAAUAUUUUAUAUUUUCUUUUCAGGAGCAACUUUUAAAUUUCUUGCUGUAAAUCAUAUUCAGUGUAUAUUAUGUAUCUAUUCCUUCAAGAGCCAGAGUCUGGGACACUGGCUGAGCGACGUUUGACAAACAGAUUUGUAAGAUGGUUCCGCCAAAUAAAUGUAC
Messenger RNA from Psammomys obesus (fat sand rat), 2065 nucleotides. RefSeq names its product INSM transcriptional repressor 2 (gene Insm2). Gene Ontology annotation, molecular function: DNA-binding transcription repressor activity, RNA polymerase II-specific; RNA polymerase II cis-regulatory region sequence-specific DNA binding. Gene Ontology annotation, biological process: regulation of cell cycle process; neuron differentiation; negative regulation of transcription by RNA polymerase II. The transcript has a single exon. The annotation marks the transcript as partial. The record is from RefSeq and is a predicted model, not a curated record. Gene Ontology annotation, cellular component: nucleus; transcription repressor complex. NCBI's taxonomy places the organism in Eukaryota, Metazoa, Chordata, Mammalia, Rodentia, Muridae.